CCUAGACAUUUUUUUAUUAUCGUUUGUAGCGAGUUGCGGAAUGUUAUGAAAAUUAUAUUAUCGGCAUGAACAGAAACUUUUCUCGACGUUUCCGGAUUUCACGUUGACAGCGAUAAGGAGAUUGUAACAAUGCGUAUGAUAAUCUUCGGUUAUUUUUUCAUUCAAUUCUACAUGUAGAUACAACGGUAUAAUUGUUCUGCCAACGACAAUCGUCCAGGUCUUCUAUUAUCUGGCAAUACUCGAGAUCUAGAACGAUGCUCGUUACUCCAACUAUAGGACCGUUGCCUUUGCGGAGGUGAUUCUACACCAGCAUAUAUUGGGUAAUUCUUCCACGAACUAAAGGCAUAUCAAACAAAAGGUGUGAAAAGCGAUUGAAAUUGAAAAUGGUAAAAUUAGGGCUACAAUUAAAAGCUUGUUAAAUAUACGAUGACGCUUUCAAUGUUUUUAAAAGUCAACUUUCGGCCGUUUCUGAAGAAUUCGUAAUCGUUUCAAGGAAAAAUGUUCAAAAUUUAUACCUUACCGAACUACCGCUUAUCGACAUGUGAAUACGUGGCGCGUUGAAUAUUUACAUUUAAAACACUUCGUAAAGACGCUUCUUUUUUCGCAAUUGAAAUAACGAUACAUUUGUAAAUAUGUACAUACCGUUAUUGGUUAAUAGAAAAUAAAGGCGUGAAUAUCAACGGUUGAUUUUAUAAUUAACACGCGUGCGUUUGGGUUUGUUUUUACGUAUGAUAUAGGUUAACAGAUGACGGAUGAAUGUUGUUCUCCGGUUGAAUCUUAUUCUUUAUAAAUUAUAACGAUGUUGAGAAGACGGAAAGUUAAUAUCAAAGCUGUCAAAGAGCUGGAUGCGUUUCCCAAAGUUCCUGAACCGUAUGUUGACAAAACUGCAGUUGGAGGGACUUUUUCCAUAUUCACGAUCUGCACCAUUGUAUAUUUAAUAAUAGCUGAAACAGGUUAUUACCUCGACAGUAGAUUAGAAUUUAAAUUUGAACCGGACACAGACAUCGAUGCGAAGCUAAAAAUAAAUAUUGAUAUAACUGUCGCAAUGCCAUGUGGUCGCAUAGGUGCAGAUGUGUUAGAUUCUACGAAUCAAAAUAUGAAAGGCCAUCAAACGUUAGAAGAGGAAGAUACGUGGUGGGAAUUAACGCAGGAACAAAGAUCCCAUUUCAAAGCUUUAAAACAUAUGAAUUCUUACUUAAGAGAAGAAUAUCAUGCCAUUCACGAACUGCUGUGGAAAUCUAAUCAAGUUACCUUGUAUAGCGAAAUGCCAAAGAGAACUCAUCAGCCUAGUUACGCCCCAAACGCGUGUCGUGUUUACGGUAGUUUAAAUGUUAACAAAGUCGCUGGAAAUUUUCACAUAACGGCUGGAAGAUCGUUGCCUAUUCUCAGAGAACACAUACACAUUUCAGCUUUUAUGACCGGUAAUGAUUAUAACUUCACUCAUAGAAUAAAUAAGUUUUCGUUCGGAGGGCCUAGUCCGGGUAUUGUCCAUCCUUUAGAGGGAGACGAAAAAAUUGCUGACGACAAUAUGAUCCUAUAUCAGUACUUUGUAGAAGUAGUUCCCACCGAUAUACAAACUUUGUUUAGUACUUCUAAAACGUACCAGUAUAGCGUGAAGGAUCAUUAUAGACCUAUCGAUCAUCAAAAGGGAUCUCAUGGGAUUCCAGGGAUCUUCUUCAAAUAUGACAUGAGUGCAUUGAAAAUAAAGGUCACUCAACAACGUGAUACAGUGUGUCAAUUUUUAGUGAAAUUGUGUGCCACGGUCGGAGGUAUUUUUGUUACAAGUGGAUUGGUAAAGAAUAUUGUGCAGAGUUUCUGGUACAUUGUGUGCUGCAAAUUUCCAACGCCCAAAGACGUGAAAAGUGAUCAGAAAUAUCCGAUUCCAGCGGCUCGACAGAAGUUUCGAGUUCCUGGAACAAUAAAUCUCUUGGAUGUUCCUACACCGGAAGGUGUAGACAUCAUUUAAACUACGAUGAAAAUACUAUUGUAAUUUAAUUUUUAAAUGAUUUCCAGACAUUGCAUGAUACUCUUACAUUCAUAAUAUUUGUAAGCAAAAAUGGCCUUGAAUAAUAUAUUUGUAACGAUCUUGUAUAUAACAAUCGAUUAUUAAUAAUAGUAAUUUUAUAUCCAUGAUUUAUCUUUAGAACCUGCUGCAUGGUUCUCCAUUUCUCCUCAUUUUCUUUAAUAGAAUUAAGAGAUCGAA
Molecule: messenger RNA, 2203 nt
Organism: Colletes gigas
Lineage: Eukaryota; Metazoa; Arthropoda; Insecta; Hymenoptera; Colletidae
Product: endoplasmic reticulum-Golgi intermediate compartment protein 2
Exons: 9
Coding region: 800-1966 (388 amino acids)
Biological process (GO): endoplasmic reticulum to Golgi vesicle-mediated transport; retrograde vesicle-mediated transport, Golgi to endoplasmic reticulum
Cellular component (GO): endoplasmic reticulum; membrane; COPII-coated ER to Golgi transport vesicle
Source: RefSeq, a predicted model, not a curated record